This is a messenger RNA of Monodelphis domestica (gray short-tailed opossum), 8527 nucleotides long. RefSeq names its product nuclear receptor subfamily 1 group H member 4 (gene NR1H4). The record is from RefSeq and is a predicted model, not a curated record. Lineage: Eukaryota; Metazoa; Chordata; Mammalia; Didelphimorphia; Didelphidae. Gene Ontology annotation, molecular function: RNA polymerase II cis-regulatory region sequence-specific DNA binding; nuclear receptor activity; zinc ion binding. Gene Ontology annotation, biological process: positive regulation of transcription by RNA polymerase II; negative regulation of transcription by RNA polymerase II; cell differentiation. Gene Ontology annotation, cellular component: RNA polymerase II transcription regulator complex.
AAAAUAAAGAUCUAAAAACAUUUUUCGUAUUCAAAUUUAGGGACAACUUGCAAUCAGGCUGUGGACCUGAACCUUUGUCCCUGUCUUAGAGCUAAGACUUAUAAGUCUUCUUGCUACAGUUCUUUGUUGAUUCACCAUGCAAAUAUAUUGCAAAACCCCAAGCAAAUCUUUUUCUGAAUACCUCUCAUUAGUAUACCAAGCAAGAGGCCUUUCUGGAGCUAAAUACCUAUGUUAGAGGAAGGAUCUUUUUCCUUCAUGUAGCAGGAUGAAGGAACCUCAGCCCUAUACGUUUCCCCAGUUCUGUUCAGGACCAUGCAGGGAUCCUGACUCUUUUGCACCCUCUCCUGUGCCUACUUCAGCAGAGCUAGUCAGCUGCUCUCCGAGGAAGUUUUAUCUUUAUUAGACUAUGAGGCAUUUUUUUUUUUGGAGACUGAUUCUUGCCUACUUAUCAGGCUCAAGAUAAGGAAGCUGUCAGAUGUUUCAGAAUCAGCCAGAUGUUGUGAAUAUAAUUAGCUGGGUUAUGGCUGUAUUUUUGGUUUAGUAGUUUCUAGAGUGGUUGAGUGUUCUUGCUAGGGCUAAGCUCACUAGAAUUCAAAUCCUGCCAGUGGCACAAUGUAAUUGUGUGACCCUGGGGAGGAAACCUAAGCUCUCGGUGCUCCUGGGAAAUUCUCUAUGACUAAGUAGUCCCUGAAUAACUGUCUGCUUAGGUGGAGGGAGUUUCUUCCACAGGCACCCCUACAUCUCUGAAAUCACAAGUUCAGACCAAAAAUAUAAGUUUCCGACAUUUGGUUUGAGGUAUUUCUAGAGUUUUGAUAAACUCUGAAACCAUCAAGCUCUCCAUUGAAGAUCAAAGGCAAAUAAAUCACUUAGCUUUCCUGGAACUUAGUUCCCUACUUUAUAAAAUCAGGAGUUUGCACUGGAUGGCCUCAAAUUUUCCUUCCAGCUCUGGACAAACACCUGUUUUGGUUGCUAGAACAAGGACAGAUUUGUGUCAGAACUCUGGAGAAAAGAAGAUGGCAUGACACUGAAAAUAAAUAAAAAGGUGCUAUUAGACUUCACUUGACCAGAUGUGAAUAAGGCUUUUCUUUGAAGAUAGUUUAUUUUAUUUUGCUUCUUUGAUCAAAGAGAACUUCAGCAUUUUUUAGUGUCAGGAAAAGAGCAGAAUAUUUGUUUUCUUUAAGAAAUCUCAAACUAGUUCUAGUUUCAGAACUGGUACUCUUCUCGUUUCCAUUGUUGCAUCAAUAUCAAUCAAAAUCAAUAUCAAUCAAAAAACAUCAAUAAUGUUGUUUUCCUCAUUCUACUAUUUCCACCUACAUCAGUUCCUAAAAACUUUCUCAUGCUUCUCUGGAUUCAUUAUACUCAUUAUUUUCUUUGGCAUGGCAAUAUUUUCUUGAAUAAUAGGGUAAGACAAAUAUUUGUGUGCCAUAAUUUGUUUAGCCAUUCUUUAGUCUAUGGACAUCUAUUUUUCAAUAGGUAUUGAAUAAUAUCUAAUAAAUGUAUUUAUUAAUCUAUAUACUUGGCAGUGUACUAGAUUGUAAAUAAGCCUUGCACUCAAGGAACUUACAUUCUAAGGGAGAAAGCAGCAUGUUCAUGGUCAGUAUAUUGGUUUAUUAUUACUUACACUUUUUUCUUGUAGGUGAAGGGUCUAUGAGAGUGGAGGAGUAUGGUAUUAAGAAAGGAGAACAAAGUUAAAAAACUGUAAACAUUUUUUACAAAUUCCUUCUAGAGAGGCAGCUAGGUAGCACAGUGUAUAAAGUGCUGUGCCUAGAAUUGGAAGGAUCUGGGUUCAAAUCUAGCCUCAGACCCUGGGCAAGUCAUUUAACUCCAAUUGCCUAGCCCUCACUAUUCUUCUGUCUUAGAAUUGAUACUAAGACAAAAGGUAAGGGUUUAAAAAAAGUCCUAGCAUUGAUUACAACCUAGGAGUUUUUUGUGGAAUUGAAAUCACAUGAGUUCUCAGGUCACCGAAGCUUGCCUUAUCUCCAACUCUCUCAUAAUCUUUGUGACACAUGAAGAGGUAGAAAGUUGUGUUACAAAAUUCUAUAUAAAUUUGGGAAUUUCUAUAAUUCUAGAACAGUUUUUCUUCUCAAUGUAGCACAUGCUCUUGAGCUUCUAACCGAACUUCCAUUUACAAUGGCAAAGUGGGCUCCCAUAACUCAGCUAGCUAUAUAUCCCCUGCAUGGCUUUAGGGGUAGCCUUGAGAGUUUGAGAAUGUUUUUCUAAUAUAAUAUCUUAUAAACCUCCACUUGGGUGCCUCCCUCUGUGAUUAUAUAAUUGAUAUCACUUGAUAUCAACUAGUUAGUCAAAUUCAGCUUCUGUUGUUGUUGAGUCAUGACUUUGCUAUCCUAUGAACCAUAUUGUCCAUGGGGUGUUCUUGGCAAAGAUACUGGAGUGGUUUGCUAGUGGAUUAAGGUAUUGAUUACGUGGGUAUAAUAAGAACAUUUGGUACAAAUAUUUCUCCAAGAAUCUAAGAUGUUUUUCUGUAAGUACAUACUACUGAAUCUUUAGUGGGGCAGAUUCCAGUUUGGAGAGUCCAUGCAGUGAAGGGGUAACUUUCUUUCCUUUCAUGGGAGUGUUCAUGUGGCAUCUCUUAGGCAAGGUGUAGAGUGCUGUCUCCUUAUAGAGUACUGAAGCUACCUUUCCUUUGACAAAUUUAAUUUAUCCUCAGAUCCUAAUUUGGACACUGUUACCAGUUACUGCUCUUCUGAGUAUACAGCUAGGAUGCUGAUAAGAAGUCCAAAUCUGCUGAUAUUCCAAAAUUCAUGAGGUUCUCUUCUUGUCAAGAUGACAUUGAUGGCUAAGGCUCUUCUCUCAAGUAAUUCUAUUUCAGGAUCUUAGCUAAUUGUAUUGUUUUUCUCUUUAAAGUUGCCAAACAUUUAAAUUUGAGGUUUGAUUUGGCUUGCUAUUUGCUAAAAAGACGAACAAGGAUUUCCAGAUGUCCAGAUCUUCCAAGGUCUCUUGGAUUUCUUCUAAUAAUGACUUUGGUAUAGUCUUGAAGUACAAAGUAAGUUUCAUCAUUAAGAAUUGCCUUUUUUGGUCUUCAUAGCUCCAGGCUUACUAUUGUCUUGCUGAUAACAUUUUGUAGCAAUGAUUAGCAGUUGUUUUUUAAAAUUAGCUUUCACACUAUUUUUCCAACUUUAAGAAGUCUCCAUUACACUGUAGAGAAGCCAAUAACAAUACCACCGAUUACCAGGUUCCUCUGAAGGUUUUUGCUUGUUUUCUGUGGAUUAAUUUAAUUUUUUAUAUAAGUACUUUAUAAGUUCUUGUCUUUGUUUUUAUUUUAGACUAUAUUUUCCUUUGAGUCUUGGUGUGAUUGAUUUUGUUUCAUCAUAGCUCUAAAUAAUCCUUGAAUUUCUUGUGUCUCCUACACCAACAGCCACUGCAAUAUCUCUAAUGGUCAUUGAAGAGUGGCUUUUAAGAGCUAUACCUUUUACACAUUUCUUUGGAAUAACAGAUGACUUUGUGCAACUCUGCCUCACUUAAACCCAAUUCGUGGGCAAGAGUAGAUAAACAUCAUUCUGUGAUGCCAUUGGUCCUCUUUGAAAACAAAGGACAAACAAUAGCAAUGACAACAAUAUAGCAUAUACAGAGCACUUUGUAAUCCUUGAAGUGCUAUAUAAUGCAAGCUGUUAUUGCUCUAAACCAUGUAAUUUUUAAAGAGAUCAAUGAAAUAUGUGUUUAUGGCACAAAAACCAAAACUUAACUGAUAGAGAAUAACUAAAUGAGGAGAAAACAGCUUACUAUGAUUCAGAUUCCCUCUAGUCAAGGUCAGAUGUCUGAGUCAGUCUACAGUUAGUAGAAGCAUACAUGCAAAACCACUGUAGUCCUAAAAUGAAACCAUAUUAAAAUGACUGCUUUUUCCCAAGGAAGUCCCACACUACUAUAGAGAUUGUUGUUGUUUAGUCAUUUCAGUUAUAUCCAACUCUUCAUCACUUCAUUUGGGCUUUUCUUGGCAAAGAUACUAGAUUGGUUUGUCAUUUCCUUCUCUAACACAUUUUACAGAUGGGAAAACUGAGGCUAACAGGGUUAAGUGACUUACCCAGAGUCACACAGCUAGGAAGUAUCUGAGGCUGAAUCAACCUGAGGAAGAUGAAUCUUCCUAUCUUUUGACUUGGGGCUCUAUCCACUUUGACUUCACUCUGGUGAUUUCUCAUUAGCUUAUCAUUGACAAUGGGAGGUGAUGGUGUUUUAAUUAUAGAAGAAGGUGAAGAAAUGUGGUAUAAUAUGAAAAGCAACAGACUUAAAGUAAGAGGAUUAGGGGUAGAAUUCUAGCAUGGUUCAUGUGACUUCAGAAAAGUUGCUUCCCCGCUCUGGGCUCCACCAUACAUUGAGGGUGUUGGGUCAAAUAUUUUCUCAAAUCCUUUCCAGCUUAGAAAUGGAAUGAUGCAGAAGAAAGAGAAUGGCAUUUGAAAUCAGAGGACCUGGGUUUGAAUCUUGCCUCUGAUACUUAGUAGCUAUCAGUUAGCCAGUAAGUAUUUAAGUCUUCCUUAUUUGCUAAUGUCCUGUGCUAUCUUGGGCAAGUCAUAUAUCCUCCCUAGCCCUAUAAAAUGAAGGAUUAGAUAGCCUCUUUUGUCCCUUCCAUCUCUGAAUAAAUGAUUCUAUGUCUAUGGGCUUCCGUUUCCUUAUUUGUAAAAUAAGAGUCAGAGGAAAGAGCUCUAAAAUUCCUUCAAAUGCUAACAUUUCUUCCAUCCAAAACCAAAGGCAAAUAAACAAAAACUCAACUCCUUAAGAGUAGGGAUAAAUUUUGUUUUAGUUUGGUUUUUAAGUAGAAUAGAAAUGGUAAAUCCUUUGAUGAUUGUCAGAUGGUUGCUAACUCUCAGAUAAUCCAGGGUAUUUUUCCUUCUUUUCAUCCCCAGAGCUUAGCACAGUGCUUGACACAAAGUCAGCACUCAAUAAGUGCCUGCUGGCUGACUAUACUGACUAUUUAAUCAGUGUCUUCUUUUCCUGCCCCAGAGGAAUCAUUCCUCAGGAAUUCGCCAGAAAAUCAAGAGUAUCCUCUCUAGAUGCUUCUUUAAGAGGGAAGCUUCUGAAGGUACCAGAUAACCUCCCAUUAUUUUGGUUUGUGAAAUGCUCUAGUCCAGGGAAACCUAACUACAUUUUGUGUGUCUCAACAGAACUCCUUGUAAGUCUGGUGAAACUUACAAAAGCCUUCUCUGAAUCAUGUAUUUAAAUAGUUAAGACAAAUUACUUAAGGUCACAUAGGAACCUAAUUGUAAGUUGAGAUAAUUUUACAAAACUACACGUAGGAAAAAGGUUCAUGCAACCUUUGCUCCCAAGUAAACUAUAAAGUCUCUCUUUUGGCAUUUAAGGUUCUAACCUUGGAGGUAUCUGGUAGUAUGGUGGAUAAAGAACUGCAGUGGAAGUCAGAAAGACCUGAAUUUAAAUCUAGCCUCAGACACUUAGAAGCUAUGGGACCCUGAGCAAGUCAUACCACAUUGGUCAGCCUCACCAUCCUAACCUGUAAAAUGGGAAUAAUAAUGGCGCAUACCUGUCAGACUUGUCAUAGGAGUAAAGUGAGAGAAUAUUUUAAAGUGCUUCAUAAACUUUAAAGCACUUUAAAAGUUCCAGCUAUUAUUAUUAUUAUAAGGGCAGGUAGAUGGCACAGUGGAUAGAGUAGGAAGCCUGAUCUUUCUGAGUUCAAAUCUGUCCUCAGACACUUACUAGCCAUGUGACUCUGUGCAAAUCAUUUAAACCUGUUUGCCUCAAUAUCCUCAUCUGUAAAAUGGUCAGGAGAAGGAAAUGGCCAACCACUCUGGUAUCUUUGCUGAGAAAACCCCAAAGAGGAUCAUGAAGAAUCAGAACUGAAAUGAUUCAACAUUAAGAGAAACAAUGUUAUUUCUAUUAUAGUGAAAUAAAAGGAUGAUACUUCUGUAGAGCAAUGCGGAUACUCUUUUUACUAGUGCAGACUCAUUCUCUCAUGCCUCCCUGGGUUGGGUGAUUCCAACAGCCAAAGAGACCUCCCUCUUCCUUUUCCUUUCUUUCAGCCAUGGGUGCCAGCUAACAAUCAAUCAUCCCAUAACCAGCCCAUCCUCUUUUCUAACCCAUCAUCUUUUGGCUGAUAUCCCUUCCACCCUUGAGGGUAGGUCAUAAUGGAACUAGGCUGAGAUCUACUUAUACCUACCUGCAUGAAUCUGUUGUCCUUCUGGUCACUUACAUUUGAAUUUCUCGAAGAUUGUGCUGCUCUUACAUUUGCAACCCUACCAAUGCAUAGCUGAAGAACAUUUGUACCAAGUUGAAAUGGCCCAUGUGAAAAUGGAAUAUAGUAAGAAAUGCCAACUUCUAUUCAAUCAGUAACUAAAAUUCCAGCACGAGUCCAAGAUGUCAUAAAAUGACAUCAUCUGAUAUAUUAUUUUUGCUAGGAAGAAAGAGCACACAGAGCACAUGGUGGGGUUGACCAUUCGCUUUGUUUAUUUUACACCAAAGGGACCAGAGUGACCAAAAGGAAGCUCAGUCUCUGAAGAGCUUUGAGAUACUUGCCACCAAGAGAAAGGUUUCUGGCUUAUAGAACCCUCUGGCACCAGACACGUGCCUCACAAAGAGUUACAAAUUUUUCCCCUGUAAGGAAGUUAAUCAGUAAGCCACCUAACCUCUGGCCUCUGUUACUCCUUACUAAGUUUCAAAGGAAGUCCUAGUUUUCAGUUUUUCACUUGCUGUGGAUAGGCUAAAGAAUGGUAAUGCAGUUUCAGGGUCUGGAAAAUCUAGUUCAAGACAGUCCCCGGGAGAGCCCAAGUUCUUCUGGAAUUGGAGAAAUGCUUGGAUUGAAGACAGCUAAAGGUGUGCUUACAGAGCAACCAGGGCACCUGGGGCCGGAAACUGACCUGUCACCUUAUACACAGUAUGGAAAUAUUCCAUUUUCCCAAGUCCAGCCACAGAUUUCCUCAUCCCCCUAUUAUCCCAACCUGGGCUUCUACCCCCAGCAGCCUGAGGAAUGGUACUCUCCUGGAAUGUAUGAGCUCAGACGAGUGCCCUCAGAGACUCUCUACACCAGGGAGCCUGAGCUGGUGGACGUCCCGGUAACCAAGAAGCCCCGGAUGGGCUCAUCAGCAGGGAGGAUGAAGGGAGAAGAACUCUGUGUAGUUUGUGGAGACAAAGCUUCUGGAUACCAUUAUAAUGCACUGACUUGUGAGGGGUGCAAAGGCUUCUUCCGGAGGAGCAUAACCAAAAAUGCUGUGUACAAAUGUAAGAACGGUGGGAACUGUGAGAUGGACAUGUACAUGAGGAGGAAAUGUCAGGAGUGCCGCCUAAGGAAAUGCAAGCAGAUGGGGAUGUUGGCUGAAUGUAUGUAUACAGGCUUGCUAACUGAAAUCCAAUGUAAAUCUAAACGAUUGAGAAAAAAUAUGAAGCCACCUUCUGAUCGGUCAGCCAAUGAAGACAGCGAAGGGCCUGACCUGAGACAAGUGACAUCUACCACAAAGUCAUACAGGGAGAAAAUGGAACUUACUCCAGACCAACAGAACCUUCUACAUUAUAUCAUGGAUGCUUACAGUAAACAGCGAAUGCCUCAAGAAAUAACUAAUAAAAUUUUAAAGGAAGAAUUCAGUGCAGAAGAAAAUUUUCUCAUCUUAACUGAAAUGGCUACUAGUCAUGUGCAAGUCCUUGUGGAAUUCACAAAAAAAUUACCAGGGUUCCAAACCUUAGACCACGAAGAUCAGAUUGCUCUGCUGAAGGGGUCUGCCGUUGAAGCCAUGUUCCUGCGAUCAGCAGAGAUUUUCAAUAAGAAACUUCCUGUGGGACAUACCGAUCUGUUAGAAGAAAGAAUUCGCAAGAGCGGUAUUUCGGAUGAAUACAUAACUCCUAUGUUUAAUUUUUAUAAAAGCAUCGGAGAGCUGAAAAUGACUCAAGAAGAAUAUGCUUUGCUCACAGCAAUUGUCAUCUUAUCACCAGACAGACAAUACAUAAAGGACAGAGAGUCUGUGGAGAGGCUUCAGGAACCAUUGCUGGAAGUUCUACAAAAACUGUGCAAGAUCCAUCAACCGGAAAACCCUCAACACUUUGCCUGCCUCCUGGGACGCCUCACAGAACUGAGAACAUUCAAUCACCAUCAUGCAGAGAUGCUGAUGUCCUGGAGAGUGAACGAUCAUAAGUUUACUCCACUCCUCUGUGAAAUCUGGGAUGUCCAGUGCUAAACUUCAGGCCCAAGGGCUGGGGUUGGGGGUUGAUGGUAGGGAUGGAGUGGACUGCAGGUUAUUUUCAUAAAAAAUAUGAAUUAGUUUUAUGACUAUUGUAUUUGUACUUAGAUUUCACACUGCUGCUUUCUUUAGUAUUUAUGGAGUAAUUCACCAGUCUUCCCAACCAUUCACAGGAGAGGAAGAGCUCAUGGUAGAAGGGCUCUUUGGGGGAUGAUGGUUCUCAUAAGAAAGACUCACUCCCUGGGACCAGCCUGUUCAGCUUGGGAAAUCCACACGAUUGUGGCUUCAAUUUUCUUUAUCAUAAUGGGGGAAGCUCUUGUUUUGUUCCUUGACUUCUCUGUACUGCAAAGACUUUUAUUAAAGGCAUAUGUCCAAACACACUGUAAUCAACUAGCAAACAA